Molecule: messenger RNA, 810 nt
Organism: Striga asiatica
Lineage: Eukaryota; Viridiplantae; Streptophyta; Magnoliopsida; Lamiales; Orobanchaceae
Source: the annotation of a GenBank genome assembly
AUGGCCCGAUCAUGGGAUGAAUUAAGAGCUGAUCACAAACUUGUCUUUUUGCUUGAAAGCUUAGUCCAAAAGCAAAAACAGCAGACACCAAUUGCCUGUCGUUUGUGUGAUGAAAUCUUCUUUGACAACAAAGCCCUUCUGAACCACUUUCAAUCUCAUUUUCAUCCUGAUGGGACUUUCAAUCCAAAUUCACUCAUCAGAAAUUUUGUGCUACCUGAAACUGAAAUGAAAAUAUAUUCAACUUCUUCCCAAAAUGGUCAUUCUUUUUUGGUGCCAGCAAAUGCUGCAAAUCAAAAUUUAGGAACCCCACCUACACCCUCAUUCCGUAAUCCUGUGGUUUCAGUACCGCCACAAAUUCCUGUGCAGCCCAGAGGGCCCACAUUUGCUCACAGGUACCACCCAUAUCAACUGCCAUCAAGUUCCCGUUCUGCUGUGGGAAUUGGCUCGUCGGGCUCGGGUCCUAGUGGCCCUCUGAAUUUUUUUUCUACCUUAAGGCCUAAAACACCUGAUAUUUGUACUUCAAAUAUUAUGGAAGGAUCAAACACUCGUUUUCCUAUGAAUCCCUGUACAUCUGCUUCACCAGGUCACUCUCGCUUUGUAACAGAUGGUAGUUUACCAUCAUGGAUCCCGAGUACCUCUCUCGGUAAACAUCCCCUACCAGAUUUAAAAAACGAGCCUGAGGAUCCUUUUGGGCACUAUACAAAGCCAUACAUCAUGCAACUAGAUAAGCCAAUUGAGAAAAUGAGUGAUCAUGUUAAUGUAGAUGAUGAUAAAAGCCCUGAUGAGCUGGAUCUGACAUUGAAGCUUUGA